Tyto alba (common barn owl) is the source of this 1346-nucleotide messenger RNA. It is a transcript of the gene FEZ1, whose product is annotated as fasciculation and elongation protein zeta 1. Lineage: Eukaryota; Metazoa; Chordata; Aves; Strigiformes; Tytonidae. The coding region runs from base 1 to 1188 and encodes 395 amino acids. The record is from RefSeq and is a predicted model, not a curated record. The transcript is spliced from 9 exons. Gene Ontology annotation, cellular component: cytoplasm; axon.
AUGACUUUUUGGGGCAUCUCAAGUGCUGGGGCAGCAUUCUGGGCUUUGGGGUCUUCUAGGGCAGCAUUUGAGGUCUUCUAUAAAAUUAUUUGGGGUGGGUUUGGAUGUUUCAGGCCUCUCGGUGUUUUGAGAUUUGAGGACAUUUCAGGGUGUUUCUGGGGCUGCUUUUUGGGGUGUUUUGAGGCACUUGUGCAUGCCGUUUUUGGACAGCUUUCUGGGACACAACAUUUUGGGAUCAGCACUCAUCACCCACCUCCCUGCAGGGUCUGGGAUGCUCUCACCGAUGGCUUCACCCCCCGGGGCUCCCUCCGGCCCUGGCUGCUCCCUGGGGCUGAGGCCCCCGAUGGCACCGACCCCCAGCUCUGCGAGAAGGAGGAGGAGGAGCUCACUGAGAGGAGUGAGCAAGACUCGGGCAUCAAUGAGGAGCCACUGCUGACAGCUGAGCAGGUCAUCGAGGAGCUGGAGGAGCUGAUGCAGAGUUCACCCGACCCCGAGGCCGACCCCGAGGGUGAUGAAGAUGAGGAGGAGGAGGAGGAGGAGGAGGAAGAGGAAGAGGAGGAGGAGGAAACAGAUGCAGAUGGUGAAGGCAAAGGUGGUGGUGGAGGCACGGAGCCCAUCCUUCUGCAUGAGCUGCGUGCUUUCUCCCCUGCCUUCAACAACAACUGCUCCCAUGAAGGGCUGGGGCAGCUGUCGGCGCGGGAGCUGGCGGCGGCGGCGGGGCGAGCGGAGGCGGCGAGCCGGGCGCUGUCGGCGGAGCUGGUGGCCCAGCUGGCGCGGCGAGACGAGCUGGCGUUCGAGAAGGAGGUGAAGACGGCGUUCAUCGGGGCGCUGCUGGCGGUGCAGGGGGAGCAGCGGGAGCAGCGGGAGGCUGCCCGUCGCCGCCGUCGCGACAGGGGGCUGAGCCUGCAAGGGGGGCGCCCCGAACGCGGGAACCACAUGCCCCGGAAGCGAUUCAGCAUGGAGGGCAUCUCCAGCAUCCUGCACUCGGGCCUGCGCCAGACCUUCGGCACCGCUGCCAACGAGAAGCAGUACCUGAACACAGUGAUUCCCUAUGAGAAGAAGGGGUCACCGCCCUCUGUUGAGGACCUGCAGAUGCUCACCAACAUCCUGUUUGCCAUGAAGGAGGGGAACGAGAAGGUGCCCACACUGCUCACGGACUACAUCCUCAAAGUGCUCUGCCCAACCUGAUGCAGCGCUGCCCUCGUGCCCCCCCCCCCCCCAACUCGGCACCCCCCUGAAAAUGGGGCCAAACCUGAGGAAAAAGGGUUGCCUACGCCCCUCCCCUCUCUCUGCACUCCCUCCACCUUUGCACAGCUGGGAAAUAAAUAAUUCGUUUCAUUAAAUAA